AUGGACUCGGCUGCGGGGGACGCUGGGGCAGCCCGAGCAGCGCGGGGAGCAGCAGCAGGAGCAGCAGCGGCGCCAGACGCGCAUCAGGGACCCUUCCAGCGGCUUCUAGGUUUCCUGUCGAAGGACCUGAAGGCGUCGUUGGCGCUGGAGGAUUCGGGAGAGCCUCCCGCGUGCGCUCCGCCUGCGCCCGCGCGCCCGGGCGCCGCAGCAGCAGCAGCAGCAGCAGCAGCAGCAGGAGCAGGAGCCCCCGGAGGCGCAGCAGCAGCGGGGGGCGGCGGGGCGGGGGAGGCGUGCGUGGACUGGGGCUCGCUGUGCAGGCACUUGGCCGAAGACGCGUUUGCAGCGUGCUGCGCGUCGCUGAGCAUGUCACCACUGGUCAUGCUGGUGGACCGGGCCAUUGUGGCGAGCACCACGGGGGGCGGGGCGCUGUCUGCGUGCCUGCGGCGGGGCCUGUCUGCUGCUGCGCGCCGCCCGCUCGCGCUGCUGCGCAGCCAGGGCUUUCAAGUGGUCUUUGGGGUCUACGCGGGGACUUACAUGGCGGCCAACGCCGCAGAAACCAUCAGCAGCGCAGUGGGCAGCACGGCUUCUUUGCCCAAGCUGGCCUGCGCCACUCUCUCCAACAUUUUCCUCUGUGUCCGCAAAGACAUCAUCUUUGCCAAGCUCUACGGGGCCCCCGAGGGGCCCCUGGGGGCCUCCCGAAGAGCCGUGCCUGCUGCUUCCGUGGCUCUUUUCUUAGCCCGAGACGGGCUCACGAUUGCUUCCGCGUUCACAGUGCCCCCCCUGAUUGCUGCCUCUCUCGAGUCCUGGGCCCAAGAAGCAAAGGGCCACGCGCAGCAGGACCCCCCGCAGCAGCAGCAGGACCAGCAGCAGCAGCAGGACCAGCAGCAGCAGCAGCAGCAGCAGGAGCCCGCGGCGGCGGGGGAGCCCUGCAGCCGCCGCGGCGCUGCGCGGGGCGAGCUGCAGGGGGGGCUGCUGCAGCCGCUGCUGCUGUGGCGGCCGCAGCUGGCGCUGACUGCAGCACAAGUCUUGUCCCCAGUGUCUGUACAGCUGCUGUCCACGCCGCUGCACCUCCUUUCCCUCGACAUUUACCACCGCCCCAAAGCCCCCGCCUGGGAUCGUCUCAAAGUCGUAUCCAGCACUUACGGGCCCGCAGUGGUGGCCAGAGCUGCCCGCAUAAUCCCCGCCUUCGGCGGCGGCACUCUCAUUAAUGGCCGCAUCCGCAGCUGCCUCGCGGGGCCCGAGGCUGCCGAGUGCUCCUCCCCCGAGGCCCCCCUCUAG
Molecule: messenger RNA, 1278 nt
Organism: Eimeria necatrix
Lineage: Eukaryota; Apicomplexa; Conoidasida; Eucoccidiorida; Eimeriidae
Exons: 1
Coding region: 1-1278 (425 amino acids)
Cellular component (GO): mitochondrion
Source: RefSeq, a predicted model, not a curated record